Lipotes vexillifer (Yangtze River dolphin) is the source of this 4218-nucleotide messenger RNA. RefSeq names its product regulator of G protein signaling 12 (gene RGS12). The record is from RefSeq and is a predicted model, not a curated record. Gene Ontology annotation, molecular function: protein binding; GTPase activator activity. NCBI's taxonomy places the organism in Eukaryota, Metazoa, Chordata, Mammalia, Artiodactyla, Lipotidae. Gene Ontology annotation, cellular component: cytoplasm; nucleus; plasma membrane. The transcript has 17 exons. Gene Ontology annotation, biological process: regulation of G protein-coupled receptor signaling pathway; signal transduction. The coding region runs from base 1 to 4218 and encodes 1405 amino acids.
AUGUACAGAGCGGGGGACCUGGGGGAGCGGCCGCUGCUCGGGACGGCGCCCCCCCGGAUGCGGAGCGUGGAGGUGGCUAGAGGAAGGGCGGGGUACGGAUUUGCGCUUUCCGGGCAGGCGCCCUGUGUGCUCAGCUGUGUCAUGAGAGGCAGCCCUGCGGAUUUUGUGGGCCUCCGUGCUGGCGACCAGAUACUUGCUGUCAACGAGAUCAACGUGAAGACAGCGUCCCAUGAGGACGUGGUGAAGCUAAUUGGGAAAUGUUCUGGUGUCCUGCACAUGGUGAUUGGUGAGGGCAUCGGCCACCUGGAGUCCUGCUCCAGUGAUGAAGAGGUUGGGUUUUAUGAAGGUAAAGGCUGGCUGAAGCCCAAGCUCGACUCUAAGGCGUUAGGUAUAAACAGAGCAGAGAGAGUCGUUGAGGAAAUGCAGUCCGGAGGGAUUCUCAACAUGAUCUUUGAAAACCCUGGUCUUCGAGCAAGCAGUUCAGAGCCCUUGAAGUUGAAACAAAGAUCCCUUUCAGAAUCAGCCACUGGGCGAUUUGACCUUGGCCAUGAAAGUGUAAAUAAUCCAAAUACCAGCCUGCUUUCUAAGGAGGAGAUACCGAGAGUUGUGAAUGAUGAUUCUGUUUUCAGCGUUGGGCUGGAGACUCACGAAGACUUUGGGGUGGACGCGAGCAUUUUGAACGUGGCCAUGGUUGUGGGCUACUUGGGCUCCAUCGAGCUGCCGUCCACCAGCUGCAGCCUGGAAUCAGACAGCGUGCAGGCCAUCCGGGGCUGCCUGCGGCGCCUGCGGGCCGAGCAGAAGAUCCACUCGCUGGUGACCAUGCAGAUCAUGCACGACUGCGUGCAGCUCUGCACGGACAAGGCCGCUGUCCUGGCCCGAUACCCGGCCGAGAGGCUGGCGUUCAGCGCCGUGUGCCCAGACGACAGGAGGUUUUUCGGGCUGGUGACCAUGCAGGCGGCCGACGACGGGAGCCUGGCGCAGGAGGAGGAGGGUGCUUUGCGGACGUCCUGCCACGUGUUCAUGGUGGACCCGGACCUGUUCAGUCACAAGAUCCACCAGGGCCUCGCCCGGCGCUUCGGGUUUGAGUGCACGGCCGACCCUGACACCAACGGCUGCCUGGAGUUCCCCGCGUCCUCGCUUCCAGUCCUGCAGUUCAUCUCCGUGCUAUACCGGGACAUGGGCGAACUGAUUGAGGGUGUGCGGGCCCGGGCCUUUGCGGACGGGGACGCAGACGCUCACCAGAACACCAGCACCAGCAGCAACAGCGACAGUGGCAUCGGGAACUUCACCCACGAGGACAGAAGCAGCCGGGUGCUCGUGCUGGACCUGGGCGCCAGCUCGAGCAGGCACGGCCCCAGCGGCAGCGCCUGGGAGGGUGUGGUCGGGCGGGGCUCCCAGCCCUGGGGCGGCCCCUGGAACGGGGCCUUCGGCCACGACCCCGAGGGGGCCCCGUUUGAGGCCGCUCCGCAGGCCGACAGGUGCCGGGACCUCGGUAAGCACCUGGGGCCCACUCCUCACGUGGAAGGCCCCCCGGCCUCCUUGCGGUGCUCGGUUCCUUCUUCCAAGAGGGGCGCCGCGGGCCCCGGUGGUGGCUUUGGCCAGCGGUGGCUCCCGGUCCACGUCCUGCAGGAGUGGCAGUGCGGGCACACCAGCGACCAGGAGUCUUACACGGACUCUACUGACGGCUGGUCCAGCAUCAACUGUGGCACGCUGCCCCCUCCCAUGAGCAAGAUUCCCGCUGACCGCUACCGGCUGGAGGGCAGCCCUGUGCAGCCCGUGCCCAGCACCCAGAAAAGGGACUGGGCCAGGAAGGCUCUCGGGAUGCAGAACAUUUUCGGCCCCCAUCGAAAUGUUAGAAAGACUAAGGAAGACAAAAAGGGCUCAAAGUUUGGGCGGGGCAUUGGACUCCUGCCACCGGCUCAGCGUACCUCUGCCCGGAGAUCUUUCGGGAGGUCCAGGAGGCUGAGCAUCACCCGCUCCCUCGAUGAUCUUGAGUCUGCAACUGUGUCUGAUGGUGAGCUGAACGGCGCCGACCUGAAGGACUGCGUGAGCAGCCACAGCCUGAGCAGCAAUGCCAGCCUCCCCAGCGUGCAGAGCUGCCGGCGCCUGCGUGAGCGGAGGGCUGCCAGCUGGGCCGUGUCCUUCGAGCGGCUUCUGCAGGACCCGCUCGGAGUUCGCUACUUUUCCGAUUUUCUAAGGAAGGAAUUCAGUGAAGAAAACAUUUUAUUCUGGCAGGCCUGUGAAUAUUUUCAUCAUGUUCCCGCACAUGACAAAAAAGAGCUCUCCUACAGGGCCCGCGAGAUCUUCAGUAAAUUCCUGAGCAGCAAAGCCACCACGCCGGUCAACAUCGACAGCCAGGCCCAGCUGGCGGACGACAUCCUCAGCGCCCCGCACCCCGACAUGUUCAAGGAGCAGCAGCUCCAGAUCUUCAACCUGAUGAAGUUCGACAGCUACACUCGCUUUCUGAAAUCGCCGCUGUACCAAGAGUGCAUCCUGGCGGAGGUGGAGGGCCGCCCGCUGCCCGACGCGCAGCAGGUCCCCAGCAGCCCCACCUCCAAGCACAGCGUCAGCUCCGACCACUCAAACACGUCCACGCCAAAGAAGUUGAAUGGAAAAUCGAAAUCAGGACGGUCCCUGAAUGAAGAGCUGGGGGAUGAGGACAGCGAGAAGAAACGAAAAGGAGCGUUUUUCUCUUGGUCAAGGACCAGGAGCGCCGGGCGGUCCCAGAAGAAGGGCCAAGGUGACCGUCCAAGGGACCCCGUGCACACCAACGGAGGCCUGGGCCGCCGGGAGUCGCAGGGCUCCAUGACCUCGGCCGGGAGCCUGGACCUGCCAGAGGCCUGCAGGACCCUGGCGCCCGAGAAGGACAAGGCCGCCAAGCACUGCAGCAUCCAGCUCCCCGACGGGACGGCCUGCGUGGUGCUCGUCAGGGCGGGGCUCUCCAUCAAGGAAGUCCUGGCCGGGCUCUGUGAGCGACACGGCAUCAACGGGGCUGCCGUGGACCUCUUCCUGGUGGGCGGGGACAAGCCUCUGGUGCUGCACCAGGACAGUAGCAUCUUGGAGUCUAGGGACCUGCGCCUAGAAAAACGCACUUUAUUUCGGCUGGAUCUGGUGCCGAUUAACCGGUCUGUGGGACUCAAGGCCAAGCCCAGCAAACCAGUCACGGAGGUGCUGCGGCCCGUGGCGGCCAAGUAUGGCCUGCGCCUGAGCGAGCUGGUGGCCCGGCUGAGUGGAGAGAAGGAGCCCCUGGACCUCGGAGCCCCCAUCUCGAGUCUGGACGGACAGCGGGUCAUCUUGGAGGAGAAGGACCCCUCCCGAGGGAAAGCAUCCACAGAUAAACAGAAAAAUGUGCCCCUCAAACAGAGCGCAGCUGUAAAUGCCAGCUCCAGAAAUCACUCGGCUAUGGGAGAGGAAAGAACACUAGGCAAGUCUAAUUCUAUUAAAAUUAAAGGAGAAAAUGGAAAGAAUGCUAGGGAUCCCCGGCUUUCAAAGAGAGAAGAAUCUAUUGCAAAGAUUGGGAAAAAAAAAUAUCAGAAAAUUAAUUUGGACGAAGCAGAGGAGUUUUUUGAGCUCAUUUCCAAAGCUCAGAGCAACAGAGCAGACGACCAGCGCGGGCUGCUGAGGAAGGAGGACCUGGUGCUGCCCGAGUUCCUGCGUCUGCCGCCUGGACCCCCGGGGCUCGCCCUCUCCCCCUCGGCCGCCCCCAAGGCCUUCUGCACGAGACCCACAACAGGCCACAGCGAGGAGAGCGCUCCCCGGCCCCGCGAGAGCCCGGCCACCAGCCCUGGCUCUGCCGACAGCCCGCCUCUCUGCUCCCCCGGCACCCCCAGCCCCCCGGCGCAGGCGGCGGAGGCCGGGGGCGUCCAGACCGUGGAGGGCGAGCAUGUGGCCGACCUGACGCUCACAGGGGAGGGGCACAUCAGCAGCCCUAACAGCACGUUCCUGCCGCCACCCCCCACCCCACCGGGCUCGGCCGCACCUCCGAGACCAGGAGGUGGGGCCCGAGGCAGCCGAGGCCUCCCAGUCAGCACGAUCAUCGACGUGGACCGUGUGGCUGGCUCGGCACCUGGGCCGGGCAGCAGCGUCCCGGGGGUGUGGACGGGCCCCCGGAGGUCACGGGCCGGCGGGACCCUGACAUCAGACCGCCCCGGCCUGAGCCCCGUCCUGGGGGGACCUGCCAAGCCCAAGGCCGGCCCACACCACGCCACCUUCGUCUGA